AUUAUUUUAUUGAAAUAUAACUCAAAUACCAUAAAAUCACCCUUUAAAGUGUACCAUUCAGUGAUUUGUUACAAUAUUCACAGUUGUACAACCAUCAUCAUUCUAGAACAAAGUACACAUUUUUCUUAAUUUUUCAAUCUGUUUUAAAAAUAGGUAUACAAAACAACAUAAAAAAGUAGAGAUGGAGAAGUCCUCCUCCCCUCAUCCCAGUCACUCGGUUCCUCCCCUCCACUAGGUAACCCCUUUUAUUUCCUAUACAUCUAUUUCAAUGUAGCAUUUCUUCACGCAGAUAUAAGCAAUAUAGGGUCUUUCCCUGUUUUCUUGUGCUAGAGAGGCAGCACACUAUGAAUCAUAUUCUGUCAAUUGUUUUUUUCAUUUAGUAAAGCUGGAGAUCAUUAUGAAGGUAUUACCAUGGCAUAUUUAACAGUCUCCUUACUCUCCAAGUAAACAAAUAUAUCAAUUUUUUCUAGUCUUUUGCUAUUGCAAACUAUGUUGUAAAAAAUACCCUUACAUACAUAUCAUUUCACAUGUGUUAUCAUUUCAUAUGUGUCUCCUCUAAAAUUCAGGUGUUGCCAAAUAGGCCAUGAAGGCUCCUCCAUCACUAAUGGGAUUAAGGCCCUUAUAAGAGGCUUCAUGCAGCAUUUGGCUAGCUUGCUUUCUUGCCCUUCUGCCUUCUGCCAUGUGAAGAUGCAGCAAGAAGGCCCACACCAGACACCAAAUGCCAGCUCCUUGAUCUCAGAUUUAUCAGAGUGAGAAAGUAAGUAUCUGUUCUUUGUAAACUACCCAGUCUCAGAUAUUCUGUUAUAGCAGCACAAAACAGACUAAGACAAUAUGUGUGCAGGUGUAUGUGUAGGAUUAAUUCCCAGAAGUAGGACUGCUAGUUUAAAGAGUAAAUACACUUAUAAUUUUGAAGCAUAUUUCCACAGUCCCAUUGAUAGGAGUUGCAUAAUUUUGUACUUUUGUUAGCAAUACAUGAGAGGGCCCUUACCCCAAUAUGUGUUGUCCAGGACUUGGAUUUUAGCCAAUAUGGUAGGUGUGCAGUUUAAAUUUGCAUUUCUCUUGUCAUGAGUGAGACAGUACAUUUUUCAUAUGUAUAAAAGCCAUUUGCGUUCCUUUCUCUGUGAACUGUCCUUGUCCUUUGCCCAUUUUCUACUGGGUUUCCUCCAAGGAAUACUCUUGCUUACUCCUCCAAGAGUAAUUUAUACUUUAGGGGGUUGUUUCUACGUAACAUCAAUAUGAACUAUUCUUCAAUUUUGCCAUUUGUCUUUGUUUACUGUGUUUUUUGCCAUGCAUAAAUUAGGGUUUUUAUGUAGUUGAAUCGAUCAAUCUUUCCUCUUACGACUAGGGCAUUUUGAGUCAUAGUUGGAAAGACUUUCUCCCCUUUCCCCCACUCUAAAAUUAUAAAGGAAUCUGGUCAUGUUUUAUUCUAAUACCUUGACAUUUUUUCACGUUUAAAUCUUGGAUUCAUUUGUAGCCUAGAGCACUGUCAUCUACCAGACUAAAAAAGAAUACGGAUGAGUAGAUUCUAAACAUUUCUCCCCAUAUUAGAUCUUUCUUUAAAUACAAUCUUGCCCCAUAUAUAAGACAGAUGGAAGGAGAGCUGCCCUGAAGGUGCAGCAGAGACCCUCUUGUGAGUCACACCCUCCCCAGACUCCACGGAUCUCCAUGGAAUCCUUAGGAUGGCUGUAAGCAGAGUGAAGACCACAGAUAUCUGCAGAACAGCAACUAGGUCAAAAAGUCUGAUGAGAAAAAAGUUAAAAGAAGGACUUUCUGGUUUGUCUUGAUGUUUGCCAUUGAGUGUUUGUUGAGGAGGAAAUGAGAAAAGACUGGAGAGGACUUAAGAGUCCCUUUCUGCAGGGGCUCAUCUUUCUUAUCAACAGUCCCCUUUUGCUGAGUUCAUAUGUUCAAGUGAAAAAUUCCUCAUGAUUCUACUAUGAUCUGAUUGGUGUAGUGGAGAAUGCAUGGACCUUGGUAUCACAUAUGAGUUCUGAUCCUGAACACUUACUAGCUGUGCAGCCUCUGGCAAGUCAUUUCUGUUUCACAAUUAGUAGUUCAUCCAUAGUAAAUAACUGAGUACUUUGUAUAUGGAAGACACUGUGCUAACUGACAGAGAUACAAAAACGGAGAAGAUAGAAAUGGUAUUACCUUACAGCAUGGAGGUGGAACCACAUGGUAAACAAAUAACUAUCCUAAUUAUUUAGAUUCUAAUUGUCAUAACAUCUUCAACAGAGCAUGGGGUCCUGCGGACAUGAAGAGCAGGGAGGUUCAGGCUUACUAGUUUAGGGAAGCUGGCCACCAGGUUCAGGUUUGACAGGUGCAUAGGAAAUGGCAUGGCAGAAGGAGGCCAGAGCCUUUUAGGCAAAAGGAAGAGCAAACGCUUAUUAGACCCCAAGGCUGCAGGAGCUAGGCACGUUUGACCACCGAAAGGAAGGCCAAUAUAGACAGACAGCAUCAACCUCACUGUGGUGUCUGUGUUGAGAAUGGAUUGUAUAUGUGUGCUGUGUGAGGGGCAAGAGUGGAUUAGCGGACAUGGGUUAAGAGCUACUAGCAGUCUGGGCAAAAGACACUAGUGGCCUGGGAAACAGUGGUAGUGGAGAGUGGACAGAUUGGUAAGACACACAAAUGUGUUCAGAAAAAUUCUAGGUUUCUGCGUGAGCUGUGGCCAGGUGGAUGUCCAUGCCACUACUGAGAUGAAUUCUGAACAGGAGGAAGUUUGGAGAAAAGCCCCAACAUUUCGGCAGGACAGCACCUCCUGGUGGAGAUGACAAGCGGGAGCCUCACCACAGGCCUGGUUGUGGGAGUGAAAUGGGGACUCCGGGCGCGGUCGGGUGCACUUACUGUGCUAAGACAGCGAGGCCCGGCGGAGGUGGCAAUGGCAGACCUGGUUUCUCGGCGGAGUCCCAGUGGGAGGCUCGGUGUCCAAAAUCCUCAACUAGAUUGGGCAUGCCGUUUAUCUUGUUCCAACUGUUGACAGUAAUGGCACUAGCAAUAAUGUCCUUCCCAGGCAAAGAUGGUUUUUCUUCCGUGUUUUCAGCCACUGCAGAGUGGACAUCUACUAUGAACCAAGUAUCUGCGGCUUUAGGUACCAGAUUCAAACACAGGAUGGUGGCAGAACAGGGACUAGGACGGAGAAAAAACCUGAAGAUGUAUCAACCAGAAAGCAAUGCAUUCUCACAGAGGCACAAAAAAACGCCUCUGAAGCAGAAGAUUCACCUCCACUUCUGCGUCCUUUUGAGGCAACUUUUUGAGCAUCCUCCCCAGGCCAACACUUUUCCACCUUAUUAAACUACCCCGUAGCUUUCUCCAUGGGAGGGGCCUUCUUCACAGUCCUCGGACCCAGUCAGACUCGUGGCCUUCCCAGGCUUCUGCUGGGCCGGCUAUGGUCGACGCCGCACGGUCUCAGGCCCACUUUUCCCGCAGGAGCGGCGGCCCCAGCGGAGCCCCUGUGCGCCCCGGCGAACGUGGUAGGAAUGCAAUCUCCCGCCCCUUCAGACUCUGGCACCCCGUAGCCUUUCCUCAGGCUCCAAGAGUUCUCCCGGUGAUGUGAUGACCGACAUGGCGUCUGGGCUCUGGACACUUAGACUUUACUCCUCCCCGUCCCCCAAACAUGGGGAAACCACACCUUCUCUGCUCCAGUCACCAGCAGCCACUCCCAUUCCUUAGGUAUCCAUUAUUGCAUGUGUAGCCCAUUGCAUGUGUAGCCUACUUCUGGUUUUCAUUUUUAUUUAAGGUCAGUUGUUGCCUGACAACACUGACGAAAGUAACUUAAUUCGAAAGACAACACUUGGAGGCGGCCCCCGCUCCAAGCACCAGCCCAGCAGCUCCCCCGAACUCCCCAGGAGCUCGCGGGCGAGCAACGCCACAGCCCAGAGCGCGCUCCGCGGAACCCCCAGCCCCGGGCGAGAAAGCUCCUUCCGGGCUCCGGGCCCGACUAGGCCAUCCGGGAGGCCCUGGAGCGCCGGGGCCGUAGAAGCCCUGCCCCCCGCUGAAGCCCCGCCCUGCGCCCGAGCGCCCGCCAAUGGCAGGGCGCGGUGCGGCGCGGCGAAGUGGGACGGCGGCUCGCUGAGGAGGCGGUGCGCUCAGGCGGCGCUCCCGGAGAUGCCCCGCGGCAGCCGCGCUCGAGGCUCCAAGAGAAAAAGGAGUUGGAAUAUAGAAUGCGCAUCCUUUCCAGGAGAAAGACCACUGCAGGUCAGAAGAGCAGGUCUCAGGACAGCAGGGGCAGCUGCCUCUCUCUCUGAAGCAUGGCUCAGGUGUGGAGAAGGGUUUCAGGACACUUCUGGGAAUCCGUCAUUAACAGCUGAAGAGAAGACGAUUACAGAAAAGCACCUUGAAUUAUGCCCUAGACGCAAGCAAGAAACCACCACAUCUAAAAGCACCAGUGGGCUUACAGACAUAACAUGGAGUUCCAGUGGAAGUGAUUUGUCGGAUGAAGAUAAGACACUUUCUGAAUUACAGAGAGAUGAAUUACAGUUCAUCGACUGGGAGAUUGACAGUGACAGGGCAGAGGCUAGUGACUGUAAUGAAUUUGAAGAUGACGAGGGUGCUGUGGAAAUCUCAGACUGUGCUUCUUGUGCAAGUAAUCAGUCUUUGACAAGUGAUGAGAAGCUGUCUGAGCUUCCCAAGCCAAGUUCUAUAGAAAUUUUAGAGUAUUCAUCAGAUAGUGAAAAAGAAGAUGACUUGGAAAAUGUCCUACUCAUUGAUUCAGAAUCCCCUCACAAAUACCACGUGCAGUUUGCAUCGGAUGCAAGACAGAUUAUGGAGCAACUGAUAGAUCCAAGGACAAAAUCAACAGAGACCAUUUUGCAUACACCUCAGAAACCCACAGCUAAGUUUCCCAGGACUCCAGAAAAUUCAGCAAAGAAGAAGCUUUUAAGAGGUGGACUAGCAGAAAGACUAAAUGGGCUGCAGAAUCGAGAGAGAUCUGCUAUUUCUUUGUGGAGACAUCAGUGUAUUUCUUACCAAAAGACACUUUCAGGUAGAAAAUCUGGUGUAUUAACUGUGAAAAUUUUAGAGCUGCAUGAGGAAUGUGCCAUGCAAGUUGCCAUGUGUGAGCAGUUAUUGGGGUCACCAGCCACCAGCCCGUCCCGAAGUGUGGCCCCCAGGCCUGGAGCUGGCCUGAAAGUUCUCUUCACCAAGGAGACUGCAGGCUACCUCAGGGGCCGUCCCCAGGACAUUAUCCGGAUCUUCCCUCCCUGGCAAAAACUGAUUAUUCCAAAUGGAAGUUGCCCUGUUAUUCUGAAUACUUACUUUUGUGAGAAAGUUGUUGCCAAAGAAGAUUCAGAAAAAACUUGUGAAGUGUACUGUCCGGACAUACCCCUUCCAAAAAGAAGCAUCUCUUUGGCCCAGAUGUUUGUAAUUAAGGGUCUAACAAAUAAUUCACCUGAAAUCCAGGUUGUGUGUAGUGGUGUAGCCACUACAGGGACAGCCACUACAGGGACAGCCUGGACCCACAGGCACAAAGAAGCAAAACAGCGCAUCCCAACUGGCACUCCCCUGAGGGAUUCUCUCCUGGAUGUGGUGGAAAGCCAGGGAGCUGCCUCGUGGCCAGGAACUGGAGUCCGAGUGGUAGUGCAAAGAGUGUAUUCUCUUCCCAGCAGAGACAGCACCAGGGGUCAGCAGGGGGCCAGCUCAGGACACACAGACCCAGCUGGAACUCGAGCCUGCCUUCUGGUACAAGAUGCCUGUGGAAUGUUCGGUGAAGUGCACUUGGAGUUCCCCAUGUCGAAGGCAAGACAGUUGGAAGGGAGGUCUUGCAGCCUGGUGGGAAUGAAGGUUCUACAGAAAGUCACCAGAGGAAGGACAGCGGGGAUUUUCAGUUUGAUUGACACCCUAUGGCCCCCAGCGAUACCUCUGAAAACACCUGGCCGCGACCAGCCCUGUGAAGAGAUAAAAACUCAUCUGCCUCCUCCAGCCUUGUGUUACAUCCUCACAGCUCAUCCAAAUCUGGGACAAAUUGAUAUAAUUGACGAAGACCCCAUUUAUAAGCUUUACCAGCCUCCAGUUACCCGCUGCUUAAGAGACAUUCUCCAGAUGAAUGAUCUUGGUACCCGUUGCAGUUUCUAUGCCAGGGUGAUUUACCAAAGACCACAGCUGAAGAGUCUGCUUCUUCUGGAGCAAAGGGAGAUCUGGCUGCUAGUGACCGAUGUCACUCUGCAAACAAAGGAGGAGAGUGACCCCAGGCUCCCCAAAACCCUGCUGGUCUAUGUGGCCCCCUCGUGUGUGCUGGGCUCUGAAGUCCUGGAGGCAGUUGCUGGGGCUACCCCUCACAGCCUCUUCUUCAAGGACGCUCUCCGUGACCAGGGUCGGAUUGUUUGUGCUGAACGGACUGUUCUCUUGCUUCAGAAGCCCCUUUUGAGUGUGGUCUCUGGUGCAAGUUCCUGUGAGCUGCCUGGCCCAGUGAUGCUCGACAGCCUGGACUCUGCCACACCUGUCAACUCCAUCUGCAGUGUUCAAGGCACUGUGGUUGGCGUGGACGAGAGCACUGCUUUCUCGUGGCCUGUGUGUGACAUGUGUGGCAACGGGAGAUUGGAACAGAGGCCGGAAGACAGAGGCGCCUUUUCCUGUGGGGACUGCUCCCGGGUGGUCACAUCUCCUGUUCUCAAGAGGCACCUGCAGGUCUUCCUGGACUGCCGCGCAAGACCCCAGUGCACAGUGAAGGUCAAGCUGUUGCAGCGCAGCAUUUCCUCCCUGCUGAGGUUUGCCGCCGGUGAAGAUGGGAGCUACGAAGUGAAGAGUGUCCUCGGAAAGGAAGUGGGGUUGUUAAAUUGUUUUGUCCAGUCCGUAACCGCCCACCCGACCAGCUGCAUUGGAUUGGAGGAAAUCGAGCUUCUGAGUGCAGGAGGGGCCUCUGCAGAACACUAGCAGUUGCCGCAGGAUCUGUGAACUUUGCAAUGUGGCUGCAAGGGUGGUGGUGGUGGUGAUGAUUUGGGGUAGUUAUUUGUUAACUAUGGACACAGUGAACGUAGUUUAUGAUCUUGAAAUGAAACUUAGAUUUUUCUGGGGAAAUGUUAAGAUAUAGUUUUGUGAACUGUAAAUCAAAAUACCUUUUUCUACAGUUUUAUUUUCUGCAAAUUUUGGAACAUAUUUUACUCUUGUUUUCACAUUGAAUCUUAAGUUUAAGCUCUUCAUUUGGUAUUUAGGCAAUAUAUGAGAAAAAAAUUUUUUGUUCAUUUGUAAUUUUAACAAGUUGAACAUUUUACCAUGAUUGAACGUUUUUCUUACAGUAUUUGUUUUAACAUUCCCCCAAAGAAUACCCUGCAAAGUGUAAACCUUUGUCCCAUACUGUGGUAUUACUGUUCUGCUAACAAUAAAUGUCAAACCUAA
Messenger RNA from Pongo pygmaeus (Bornean orangutan), 7323 nucleotides. RefSeq names its product scaffold protein involved in DNA repair (gene SPIDR). The transcript is spliced from 20 exons. NCBI's taxonomy places the organism in Eukaryota, Metazoa, Chordata, Mammalia, Primates, Hominidae. The record is from RefSeq and is a predicted model, not a curated record. Gene Ontology annotation, cellular component: nucleoplasm; nuclear chromosome. The coding region runs from base 4099 to 6861 and encodes 920 amino acids. Gene Ontology annotation, biological process: regulation of establishment of protein localization to chromosome; double-strand break repair via homologous recombination.